GGCAGGCGCAGUUUCAGUUUUACUCUUAAUACGAGCACAUCAAUAACUGACUAUGAAGCUCUUUGCCUUUGUCUCUGUGGCUGUUGUCCUAUUGGCAAUCGGGCAAACUGAUGCCUUAGGAGGAAGCCCACAUGUUCUCUGCUAUUACGAUGGAGGCAGCUAUAUACGCGAGGGUCUAUCCAAACUAACUUUGAACGACCUGGAACCUGCUCUUCAGUUCUGCACUCAUUUGAUUUAUGGAUAUGCUGGCAUCAAUCCAACUUCUCACAAAUUGGUUAGCAACAAUGAGAAAUUGGAAUUGGAUCUGGGCAGUAGUCUGCUGCGUCAGGUGACCAGCCUUAAGAAGAAGAAGCCCGACUUGAAGGUUCUUCUGAGCGUGGGUGGUGACAAAGAUGUGGUCGAUCCGGAAAAUAACAAGUACUUGACAUUGCUGGAGAGCAGCAACGCUCGCAUUCCUUUCAUCAACAGCGCUCAUUCCUUGGUUAAGACCUAUGGCUUUGAUGGUCUCGAUUUGGGCUGGCAGUUCCCCAAGAACAAGCCAAAGAAGGUCCAUGGCGGCAUUGGCAAGUUCUGGAAGGGUUUCAAGAAAAUCUUCACUGGCGAUCACAUUGUCGAUGAGAAGUCUGAAGAGCAUAAGGAGGAAUUCGUGGCUCUGGUGCGUGAGUUGAAGAACGCUUUCCGUCCAGAUGGCUAUCUGCUGGGACUUAGUGUCCUGCCCAAUGUGAAUUCAUCGCUGUUCUUCGAUGUGCCCGCCCUGAUCAACAACUUGGACUACGUGAAUCUACAUGCCUAUGACUUCCAGACCCCUGAACGUAACAAUGAGGUCGCCGACUUCCCCGCCCCAAUCAACGAGCUGAAUGAACGCAAUCCCGAAUCGAAUGUGAACUUCCAGGUCAACUAUUGGAUAAACAAUCAUGCUCCCACCAGCAAGAUCAAUGUGGGCAUUCCCACCUACGGUCGUGCCUGGAAGAUUACCAAAGAUUCCGGUCUAACUGGUCUGCCACCUGUCGCGGAGGCUGAUGGCGUUGCACCAGCUGGUCUGCAAACACAGAUCCCCGGCUUCCUCAGUUGGCCCGAGGUGUGCGCCAAGCUGCCCAAUCCAGCCAACCAGCAUCUGAAGGGAGCUGAUGGACCACUACGCAAGGUUGGUGAUCCGACCAAGCGCUUCGGCAGCUAUGCCUAUCGUUCGGCCGAUGACAGUGGCGAGAAUGGUGUCUGGGUUGGCUACGAGGAUCCCGAUACCGCUGCCCUCAAGGCUGCCUUUGUAAAGACCCGAGGACUGGGCGGCGUGGCCAUUGUCGAUUUGAGUUUCGAUGAUUUCCGUGGAGCCUGCACAGGCGGUGAGAAGUAUCCCAUUUUGCGUGCCAUCAAAUACAAGUUGUAGACGCGUCCAGCCAAACGGAAUUGGCAUGACAACAAAAUAACAUUCUUUAUCGCAAGCAUUUUGCCUUAUUUUUGCUCUUUUGAAAACUAUUUUUUUUCCGCAUUAGAAUUAUAACAAUAAUAAAAACCUAUGUAUCAUUGACACCAACACGA
Drosophila willistoni is the source of this 1536-nucleotide messenger RNA. It is a transcript of the gene Idgf4, whose product is annotated as chitinase-like protein Idgf4. Bases 53 to 1384 code for a protein of 443 amino acids. The transcript has 4 exons. Gene Ontology annotation, biological process: carbohydrate metabolic process; chitin catabolic process. Gene Ontology annotation, molecular function: chitin binding. Gene Ontology annotation, cellular component: extracellular region. The record is from RefSeq and is a predicted model, not a curated record. NCBI's taxonomy places the organism in Eukaryota, Metazoa, Arthropoda, Insecta, Diptera, Drosophilidae.